AUGGACUCCGACCUCAAAUGUAAUCGGCUAACGUGUCGUCGAGGAUUGACCGACAAAGCAGUGGUAACAACUUGCUCUCAUAUAUUCUGCAUCGAUUGCGCGAAUGAACUCUUCAACGCAGCCCGUCUUUGUCCAGCAUGCGAGACCAAUCUGACAGAACCAGAUGAUGUCGUUCUUUGCUCACUACACCCUACCAACGACUAUAAAACUUCGGUUCUCUCCGGGUUGACGCCUUCGACGAUCCUUGAAAUUUGCAGUCGAGCAAUCUCCUUCUGGCAGUAUCAAAUACAUCAAGAGAGCACGUUCCAGCAAGCCGUUGUGCGCAAUUUGAAUGAUAAGAACGCCCAGCUCCAAAAGCAACUAGAGAACGUGAUUAGAGAAGCGAAUGGUGAACUCAAUCUCCUCAACAACAAGAAGGAAGAGCUCGAGCGUGAUGUGGAGCUUGAACGCAAGAAAGUCCGGGAGCUCCAGGAAGCUGCACGAGAAAGGGACAAGGAAUAUCAAAAGUUGAAGAUACAGUUCGACAAACUCAAACGAAAGGCACUUUUCGGGUCAACCGGGAACGAAAAUAACCCAAACGCCGCUGGAAUGCCAAACCACAAUCAGUUUAUCGAUGAUCAAUGCCCGAGACCGAGAGCUCAAACAGGUAAUCUGACAGGCAAUGUAGACUUAACAGCAGUCGUGGGUGGGAUGGAAGUUACUGGGCUUCAACGGACGCCGCUGGGCAACGAAGUGCUCCACACCGUCAACCAUUUGGGAAUUUCGCAAAUUCUCGAGAACAAACCUAUCGACCUGGAACCUUAUCAGAUCGCUCAGGCAGCGUCAAUGAGGUUGAAAACAUGCUGA
Messenger RNA from Cyclocybe aegerita, 846 nucleotides. The record is from the annotation of a GenBank genome assembly. NCBI's taxonomy places the organism in Eukaryota, Fungi, Basidiomycota, Agaricomycetes, Agaricales, Hemipholiotaceae.